This is a messenger RNA of Humulus lupulus (European hop), 1441 nucleotides long. RefSeq lists its product as uncharacterized. The record is from RefSeq and is a predicted model, not a curated record. The coding region runs from base 437 to 1441 and encodes 334 amino acids. The transcript is spliced from 11 exons. NCBI's taxonomy places the organism in Eukaryota, Viridiplantae, Streptophyta, Magnoliopsida, Rosales, Cannabaceae.
UCACUUUCUCUCUCUUCUGCAACCCAAAAAGGAGCAGUGUCUCUCUCUCUGUCUCUCUAAAAAGCAGCCACUUUCUCUCUCUAAAGCUUUUCGCUCACUCUUUCUUUCUCUCCAAGCGCCAGAAGCGUGGUUCUAGAUUGAGUCAGUUCCUGGUUUUCUGUGAUUUUACUCGGAAGGUCCUUCGGUCAUGGCCAUGAAAACUUGAGGAACUGCUUUUGGGGUGAGAGAAUGUGGAGCAAGAGGUGAGGUUUUAUGAUUAGAAGUUUAAUUGUGGUGUCAAUUUUUUAGCAUGGGGGCUGCUUGUUGUGUGGCUGUUAAGGAGAAGACUAUAACAAAUGGGUCGACUAGUGAAAUUUUGAAUCGGGACAUUCGAUGUUCCCCAACAUGGAGCUUUCGAUGGGAUCAUAGAGGACGGGUUGCUGGAGAAGAGACUUAAAUGAGUUGGUUUUCUGAUGGGGUCAGCAGGAAUGAUGGAUCUGAAUCUAAAUUUGAAUCAGCAUAUGUUUCAGAGGAAGGAAGUCCAUUACAACAUUCUCGAAGGCGUACAUCCCAGAAGUCCUCAUUUUCAGAGGGAGCUGCUGGGCAUUCAAGAACUCCUGCCUCAGAUAAACCUAUUAGAAGGAAUGCUUCAAUGGAUGCAAGUCUAGAACAGCCAAAGGAGUUAACUGAAUCUCCUACAGUCUCGUAUCCAUCUCCUGCAAAGUUAUCAGUUUCAUUACCAUCUACUUCAUCCUUUGCUGCAUCCCCUUUGUCAUCCCAAGGACAAGUUCUUCCAGCCAACUCAACCCCUUCGAGGUGGCCUCGGCAUUCUCCUGGACAUCAGUUGUCAAGGCAAGAAUCUGACACACAAAUGCCAGGAUUCAAAUCACCAAAUAGCUAUUCUGUUUCUGAAGAAAGGGCAGCUCUUCCCUCUUGGAGAAAUGAAUCAACUAGGGGCUCCCGAGGAGGGUCUUCAGAUGGUUGGUCCAUGAAUGCAUUUUCUGAGCUCAUGGGAGGGGCAGUGGUUGUAUCUGUCAAAAAUCUUGUUGGAUUUGUGCUGAUCAAUGCGGAUGGUAGCUGGUCGUGUGAGACCAAAAACAAAACAGAACAUGUUCCUAGCCCAGAUGGGGAUUUUACUGGGUGUUGGGUAAGCGGGGUCUUGGAUCCAGAAGGCAGUGCAUCUGGAGAUGUUGUUACAUCAGUUAAAAGUCUACUUAGUUUUGUUUCCUCAACUGAAAUAUAUGAGUACUGCCCUGUUUUUGUUUCUCAGGCAAGUAAAAAAGCCUUGGAUCCAGUUGCUCCAGUUUAUAAGUACUGCCUUGUAUCAGUAUCUAACAUAUUAACUUCAACGUGCCAAAAUGAGCUUAAAAGUCAUCCUGCUUUCUCUGAAUUGUUAGCCCAAUAUUCACAAAGCGGUUAUAGGUAUGUCUCUGUGCACAAGUUCUCUGUUUUGUAUGCUUGA